CCCUUCCACAACCUUCCUAUUCCAUAGGAGUUCUCGGGCAGCUUCCAUGGAAGGAGGGAGCCAAGAAGGCCCUCUGUAAACCUGAAGAUGAUCAUUACAACAUGGAUUGUGUACAUCUUCGCCCGGAAAACUGUAGGGCUACCCUUCCCACCAAAGACAAACUCGGACAUUGAAGUUGUGGAAAGUGAAGCUGUAUCCAUAGUCCAGCAUUGGUUGAACAAAACGGAAGAAGAGGCUUCUCGGAACAUAAAGGAGAAGAUGUCUACCAACAUCCCUCCCACUCAUGGACACGACAUACAUGUGACCAGAGAUGUGGUGAAGCAUCCUCUCUCCAAGUGUGAUAUGUUAUCAGACCCUAGUCAGGAAGUCCUGGAGGAGAGAACAAGGAUCCAGUUUAUAAGAUGGAGCCACACCCGCAUCUUCCAAGUACCAAGUGAAAUGAUAGAAGAUGUCAUGCAGGACCGGAUAGAUGAAGUGAGACGAAGCGUGUCUCACCUCAUGUGUGACUCAUAUAAUGACCCAAGCUUCAGAACUUCUUGCUCAGACUGCUAAGGUUGAAGGCCUCCGGAAUCAACGAACAGCCUGUGUCCAAAAAGGAUCCACCUCGUGUUUGACCUGAAGGGUGACCAGACUUUAGCAGAAAGACUAUAGAGGCUGAGCCCUUGGUUACCACCAUGAUGAUACUGGAAUCUUCUUGCUGAAGUGCUAAUAAAGAGACAUCUUAUCACCAA
This is a messenger RNA of Peromyscus maniculatus bairdii (prairie deer mouse), 731 nucleotides long. RefSeq names its product spermatogenesis associated 19 (gene Spata19). Lineage: Eukaryota; Metazoa; Chordata; Mammalia; Rodentia; Cricetidae. The record is from RefSeq and is a predicted model, not a curated record. Gene Ontology annotation, cellular component: sperm midpiece.